Messenger RNA from Manis javanica (Malayan pangolin), 895 nucleotides. The record is from RefSeq and is a predicted model, not a curated record. Lineage: Eukaryota; Metazoa; Chordata; Mammalia; Pholidota; Manidae.
GGUCGGGGCCGGGCAGAGGGGGCGCCCCAUGGACGCCGGGGCUGGCGCUCACUCGCUGGCCUGGCCGGCCGGGGGUGUGUAUGGAUCGCGCCCGCCGCCGCCGCCGCCGCCGCCGCCGCACUUCUCCCGGCGGCCGCUCGCGCCGCUCCGCCCCCGCGGGCUCCGAGCUCUCUGCACUUGGCCCGCCGCGAAGGCUGCAGACUGCCAGUUCUCUUUUUUCCCUUUCUGUUUUACCGCCCGGGGACCGGGGGAUUUCCACCCAGGGACUUUCCAGUCACGUGACGCCUGGCCGGCCCGGGGAGCCCGCGGCCGGUGCGCCGCCUGCCGCCAGGGGGCGAGGAGGGCGCGGGAGGGAGAUGCCCGCCCUGCAGCGUCGCCCCGCCCCGCUCCGCCCCGCUUCGCCCCGCCCCGCCUGCUGCCCGAGAAACUCCUGCGCUUCGCCCCCGGGUGUCCCCGCGUGAGUCACCUGGGCAUUUCGGAAGCUGGGGCCAACGUCACAUCCAUGUGGAAAUCGCGGUGAUGGGAACUGGAAAUGAAAUAGGUUCUUUUUCUCAAACGUUUUUCUGCAGAAAAUCAUCAACUGUGGAGAACAAGAAGGGAAAUAAUAAAACAAGAAAACCCUAAAAAACCACCCCUGCACCCAGGACCGCAGGCCUCCAGCCGGGUCUGAAAAGCUGGGGCUGCGCACGUGAUGAACUCGUAGGGGAGCGCCCUACUCAUGGUCCCGAGGGGAUUUCGAGAAAAAGAAGCAGUCACAGGGCUGGGUCUUCAGCUACAGCGUGCCUCCCAGCCCCGGAGGCCAGACUGGAAGGAAAGAUUUUUCCUCUACCUUCUUGGUUUCAAUAGCUGGGUCUUUGAUACGAACUGACAACAGGCAGAUUAACAGGAGAAAAGG